AUGUCGGGCGAGGCGUGGUUAUACCUGCUCGCCGUCCUAAUAAAUGCCGUCAACCUCUUCCUGCAAGUCUUCUUCACCAUCAUGUACAGCGAUCUCGAGUGUGACUACAUCAACCCGAUCGACCUCUGCAACCGUCUCAACACCUACAUUGUUCCCGAAGCUGCCGUCCACGCCUUCUUGACAUUCCUCUUCCUUAUCAAUGGAUACUGGUUGGCCAUUCUGUUGAAUUUGCCGCUCCUGGCGUUCAAUGCGAAAAAAAUCAUCGAGAACCAGCAUCUACUUGACGCCACAGAGAUCUUCCGAAAGCUGAAUGAAUCAUUCAUCAAACUUGGUUUCCACUUGAUCAUGUUUUUCUUCUAUCUUUACAGCAUGAUUGUGGCUUUGAUCCGGGAUGAGUCCAACUGA
Messenger RNA from Fonsecaea nubica, 405 nucleotides. RefSeq lists its product as hypothetical. The coding region runs from base 1 to 405 and encodes 134 amino acids. Gene Ontology annotation, cellular component: COPII-coated ER to Golgi transport vesicle; endoplasmic reticulum membrane. The transcript is spliced from 4 exons. Gene Ontology annotation, biological process: endoplasmic reticulum to Golgi vesicle-mediated transport. Lineage: Eukaryota; Fungi; Ascomycota; Eurotiomycetes; Chaetothyriales; Herpotrichiellaceae. The record is from RefSeq and is a predicted model, not a curated record.